GAGUUCACUUCAGUUGUAGCUUGUCAUUUGAGUGAGGAGGUCGUUUGUCCGCGCUCUUAUUUUCACUUUGGGAACACGCGCGAACAGUUACGAUUUUAUUGGUGAAAUUUCUGGUGUUUUUUUUUGUGAGACAGUGAAAUUUGUGACGUACGAGAAUUUCGUGUAUUGUGAAUCGUGUUUUUUUUGAGAUGGGGCUUAAUAAUAAUACAUAAGAUAUAAAGUGAAUACUAUUCUUGAAACUUAUUCGAAUACGUCUUGAAAUAAUAAAAUAACAAAGAACAGGAAGAGUAUAUUUUAUUAAAGAAAAAACACCACAAUGCGGGCGCCCACGCCAGUGCCGUUCAUAGUGUGCCUACUUUUGGCGAUUAUUGUUAUCACUGUUGCCGAUGAGAUGGCGCAUUUAUCGUUCGGAGGACCGAGAUGCCCUCGUAUGUGUUCGUGCGCUGGCACCACCGUCGACUGCUCUAGAAGAGGACUCAACGCUGUUCCCAGGAAUAUCCCUUUGGACACUGAAAGACUGGAUCUGCAAGGAAAUAACAUCACGAUUUUGUACGAGUCUGACUUUCAAGAUUUAGGAAAACUGAAGAUUUUGCAGUUAUCCGAUAACUUAAUAGGAACAAUACAGAAAGACGCAUUUCAAGAUCUAGUAAAUUUAGAGAGACUACGACUAAAUGGCAACAGUAUACGACACAUUCCAGAAAAUUUAUUUUCUAACGUGCCUAAUUUAUUUCGUUUGGAUUUAAGCCACAACCAGAUAUCUGUCCUCGGGAAAAAAACCUUUCGUGGAAUACAAUCGUUACGAAAUUUGCAAAUUGAUAACAAUAAAUUAACUUGUAUAGAUGAUAACGCGCUGAGAGCAAUGAAGGACUUGGAAAUAUUGACCUUAAAUAACAACAAUUUGACAUGGUUGGGUAAAGAUAUGUUUAGCAACAUGUUCCGAUUGCGAACGCUCCGAUUAAGCGAUAAUCUUUUCCAUUGCGAUUGCCAGAUGUCAUGGCUUGCUAAAUAUCUGAGACAUUCUUCACGAUUAGCACAAUAUACGCGUUGUUAUUCCCCAAGUCAUCUAAAAGGACAGGCUAUAGUCGAUCUUCAAGAUCGUGAUUUCAAAUGCUCAGGUUUAGUUGAAAGAGCUAUUAGUGGAGAAUGUAUCAGCGAACCACAAUGCCCUCACCCUUGUCGAUGCGCUGAUGGAAUUGUUGAUUGCAGACAAAAAGGACUAACAAAAGUUCCUGAUCAUCUUCCUGACAGCAUAACUGAAUUGCGGUUUGAACAAAACGAAAUAACUGAAAUUCCACCGAAAGCUUUCGUGGUUCACAAAAGACUCAGAAGAAUAGAUUUGAGCAACAAUAAAAUUUCAAAAAUUGCUCCAGACGCUUUUCAAGGACUUAAAGCCCUAAGUUCGUUGGUAUUGUACGGCAACAAAAUAAAAGAUUUGCCAGCUGGCGUUUUCCAAGGAUUGGUGUCGUUACAACUACUCUUACUUAACGCCAACGAGAUAUCUUGUAUCCGAAAAAAUACGUUCAGAGACCUGCACAGCUUGAGUUUAUUAUCUUUAUAUGAUAACAAUAUUCAAUCUUUGGCUAAUGGAAGCUUUGAUUCGCUUAGAAGCAUUCAAACCCUCCAUUUGGCUCGGAAUCCAUUUAUCUGUGAUUGUAAUCUGAAAUGGCUGGCAGAGUAUCUACAUAAAAAUCCCAUUGAAACCUCCGGAGCAAGAUGCGAAACUCCAAAAAGAAUGCAAAGAAGAAGAAUCGAAUCAUUAAAAGACGAAAAGUUCAAAUGUAAGGGUCAAGAAGAAUUUAGAACUAAAUUUGCUGGUGAAUGUCUUAUUGACAACGCCUGUCCAUCCGGUUGUUCUUGUGACGGAACCGUCGUGGAUUGUUCAGGAAGAGAGUUGAAGGAAAUUCCACGAGACAUUCCAUUAUACACAACAGAAUUAUUACUACAUGAUAAUGAUUUGGGACGUAUAAAAUCAGAUGGACUUUUUGGAACACUACCCAACUUAAUUAAACUCGAUUUGAGACGUAAUCAAAUAACUGGAAUUGAAGAAAAUUCCUUUGAAGGUGCUUCCAAGAUAUCUGAAUUGUUGCUUUCUGAAAACAAGUUGCUGGAAAUUCAUAACAAAAUGUUCUUAGGCUUACAUAAUUUGAAAGUCUUAUCGUUAAAUAAUAAUCAAAUAACUUGUGUUAUGCCAGGAUCUUUCGAUUUUCUUCAAUCGUUACAUACACUUAAUCUGGUACAAAAUCCAUUCAUGUGCAAUUGUCAUUUAGCAUGGUUUUCUGAUUGGUUAAAGAACAAAGGAUUAAGUGGCUCGCCUCCGAGAUGCGCUGGUCCGGAUCGAGUCAAAGAAGUUCUCAUUAGAGAACUACCCAAAACUGAAUUCAAAUGUCUAAGUGAAAGUGAUCAAGGAUGUUUAGGCGAAAAUUACUGUCCUCCAAUGUGUUCUUGCACGGGAACUGUAGUUCGAUGUUCUAGGGCUAAUCUCAAAGAAAUACCUCGUGGUAUACCACCGGAAACGUCAGAACUUUAUUUAGACUUCAAUGAAAUCGACAGGAUACAAGGAGAUAGGAUUAAACAUUUGAAAUCAUUGACAAGACUGGAUCUUAGUAACAACAAAAUAGCAAUGUUAUCAAAUGACACGUUCACGAAUCUAUCAAAAUUGUCUACCCUUAUAAUCAGCUAUAAUAAGUUACAGUGCAUUCAAAGGGAUUCAUUGCAGGGAUUGUUGUCUUUAAGAAUUUUGUCUCUUCACGGAAAUCAAAUAUCGUUAAUUCCAGAAGGAACUUUUGCUAAUUUGAAAUCGAUCAGUCACAUAGCACUUGGAGCGAACCCAUUAUAUUGCGACUGUUCUUUAAAAUGGUUGUCAGAUUGGGUAAAAGUUGAUUACGUAGAACCAGGAAUAGCUCAUUGCGCCGAACCUCCGGCAAUGAAAGACAAAUCAAUUCUAUCUACACCGUCUUCAUCUUUCGUUUGUAAAGGAAAAGUAAGCAACGACAUUUUAGCAAAAUGCGAUGCUUGUUAUACAUUUCCUUGCCAAAACGAAGGGAAAUGCGUCACUCUGUCUGAAGGGGACUUUCAGUGCAAAUGUGCCCCCGGAUAUCACGGAAAGAAAUGCGAGUUUAUGAUCGACGCUUGUUACGACAACCCCUGCCGAAAUGAUGGGAGUUGUAAAGUGCUUGAGGAGGGGAGAUUCAGCUGUCAAUGCCUCCCAGGGUUUACCGGAAUGCGAUGCGAACACAACAUCGACGACUGCAUCAACAACAAGUGCGAAAACAACGCCACUUGCGUCGACGGUAUCGCCGGUUACCGAUGCAAAUGUCCCGCCGGAUUCAUGGGUGAUUACUGUGAAAGAAAAAUUCCCUUUUGUACUGAACAAUAUAACCCUUGUAAAAAUAACGGUCGUUGCGUUGAUCACGAUUAUUAUUACACUUGCGAGUGUUUACCUGGUUUUAAGGGCGAGAACUGUACCAUCAACAUCGACGACUGCGAGAACCACAUGUGCCAGAAUGGAGGUACAUGUGUAGACGGCGUAAAUGAAUAUUUCUGUAAAUGUACUGGAGAGUACAGUGGGAAGUUAUGCGAAAUUACGCCAUUGGUAGCUAUGAUGUACCCACAAACUUCACCUUGCCAACAUCACGAUUGUGUUCACGGUGUUUGUUUUCAACCGUCUGGUACCAAUGAUUACCUCUGCAAAUGUGCUCCCGGAUACUCUGGAAAACGAUGUGAAUAUCUCACUAGUCUUAGUUUUAUCCAUAAUACUUCGUACGUGGAAUUAGAACCUUUAAGAACCAAACCAGAAGCUAACGUGACAAUUAUUUUUGCAACCAAGAAAGAAAAUGGAGUUUUGAUGUAUGACGGUCAUCAAGAACAUUUGGCAGUUGAACUUUUCAAUGGAAGAAUACGAGUUAGUUACGAUAUUGGCAAUUAUCCCGUUUCGACGAUGUACAGCUUUGAAACUGUAUCUGAUGGAGAAUAUCACGUAGCGGAACUGAUAGCUAUUAAAAAGAACUUUACUCUUCGCGUCGACAGAGGAUUAGCUAGAAGCAUCAUAAACGAAGGUUCUAAAGAAUAUUUGAGGUUAAGUACUCCUAUGUAUUUAGGUGGGAUACCUCCGGAAGCAGGACAGGAAGCUUUUACCCAGUGGCAUUUGAGGAAUCUAACUAGUUUUCAUGGUUGUAUGAAAGAAGUUUGGAUAAACCACAAGCCGGUGGAUUUUGGUAACGCCCAAACUCAACAGAAAGUCCAGCCGGGUUGCGGAAUAAUAAAUCAAGAUCGCGAAGAAGAUGAACAAGAAGACGAAAUGGACGAAAUGAUAGAAGAGCCUGCUAAUCCUCCGGAUCCAUGUCUAGCUAAUCACUGCAAACACGACAGCAAAUGCGUACCGACUAAAAACGGAGAAUAUGCAUGUAAAUGUAGACCUGGUUUUAAGGGGAAAUAUUGCGAGCAAGGUGAGGAAGAGUCUGCAACUUGCCGGAAAGAGCAAGUUCGUGAACACUACACCGAGCAUGGAUGCAGAUCAAGGAAGCCACUAAAAAUGGCCAAAUGUGUCGGCAGCUGUGGAACAAGUUGCUGUCACGCAAGAAAAAGUAAAAGGCGAAAGGUUCGUCUAAUUUGCAACGAUGGCACCCGUUACACUAAAGACAUCGAUAUCGUGCGUAAAUGCGCUUGUACUAAGAAAUGCUACUGACUGACAGACGCCGCUAAUCACAAUUCUAACGCCAAAUCAUCAUCAUCAUCAUCAUUUAUAUCAACGCCCCUAACUGAGACUGUAUACGUGGACGACGACAUUAGCCAACCCGUUCACGCUCCCAUGACCCAAGACUUUGAACCAGAACCGGCCACAAAUCAGCCGUACAAAUUGACGUUUUACUAUGAAAACGACAAAAAUAAUAAUGCGAAAAGUAUGCAGAAUGACGCUCCUCAAGAUCCGCAAAAAGACUACGACGGAUUGGUCGUACAGAGUUACGAUAGUACUUUUGAAGGAAAUAAGGCAGCCAGAUAUGCAAAAGACCACAACGAGCAUGAUGCUGGGUGUAUGCUUUCCGCAUUUCUGUAUUUCGUAACAAUUACUUCAUUCGUAUAUUUAGCCAUAUUGUGGAUCAAACAACGAAUGCACAUGCACGUGGAACAAAUGCAGUGGUGGUAGUACUGCGCCCCACUGAUUUUAGGAUAUUUCAAAUUUAAUAUUUAAACUUGAAGAAAUACAUCGUUUAUUCGAAGUGUAGAAUUUUUAAUUGAUUGUUUUAUAACAACGUCAAUACAAUACUAAUUUCGUUUAAUAAUUGGAUAAUAUUCCAUUAUUUAUUUAUGUUAUAAAACAAUCUCUUAUUAUUUAUAUAUAUAUAUUUAUAUAAAUUGCAUGUUUAGAAGAACUUCAAAUAAGUGCAUGUCGAUUCUGAAUAGUAAUUAUUUAUUACCCCCGAUUGUGAUUGUUUUUAAUUGAUAAGUAAUGAACGACGAAAAAACAAAUCCGAAGAAGACAAAUAAUAAAUAUUAAUAACAAAAACCCCGAAACAGACUGUAUUGAUAUUAAAAAGAAAAAAAAUGACAACCCUGAUGAUGUUAGAAUUGUGACUAGCGGCGUUUAAAUUUUAAAUCUUACAAAAAAACAUUAAGAAUUAUAGGUUAGGUUUUAUUGUGUGAAACACAGAGCCAUGUCUUGAUGGGCGGUAUCAAGUAAACUUUCCGAUGAUUUAUAGAAUUCAUUUGUAUGGUGUUUUUAUCAAAUUGUUUGCCUAUAAAAAAGUCAUAGACUAAUAUUAUACUCAAAUCCAUUUAUUUUGUAGUUCUAUAAAAAUAUAAUCAAAAGAAAUGGUAUAAAAUAUUGUAACACACUGAGAUUUGUACAGUAAUUAAAAACAGAAUUCAAGGAUUACACAAAGAUCGAUAUUUAUACAUUUUUACUUAAAAUUUUAACAUUUUUCUAAAUAUAUCUGUCAACUUCCCCUUCCUUCUGUUGUGCUAGCUCUCCUGGACAUUUUACAACUAUUCACGUAACUCUACAAUAUUCGAUAACUGUUUAAUCACACAAGCAAAGGCCAAGCUACAUUGGAAAGAAGAAUCGCAUAUCUAGUCUUGCUUCACUAUAUAUUAAUUUGUAAUUUGCUACUUUUUCAAUCACUGGAAACUAAUGUGCAAUUUUCUAUUGUACUUUGAGCUAGUUAUCUAUUUUCUGGGGGGUUGGGUGCUAACCUAGCUCCUUAACCUCCUCUUUUUUUCUUGCAACAGUACCACCAGGUUUCUCAGUUGAAGCAGCAGAGAGGCGGAGUCAUAAUCCUGUGCUAUACAUGCCUAUAAAUGCCCACUAGAAGCAAAUUAGAACUAGAAGGUAAAAUAAUACAACAGGGAAUAAAAUACAAAUAUCUUAGAAUUGACAUAACCGGUUAUUGAGACGAGGUAAGAGGACAAGUAGCUGGAGCAAAUAAGGUCACGGUAUGUUUUCAAAACGUAGUAUGGCUGUACAAACAACUAAAACAAGAAACAAAGGCACCAAUUCAAAAAACAAAAUCAAAUUUAUAUAUCAGACAUAUAAAGCAGGAAAUAUCAGAAAGGAAACAACUCUUGGAGACCACAGAAAUGAAAAUUCUCAACAAAGUUACUGUUCAAUUCCGGUUCUACCGAAAGACGGCCAUCUUUUUGCCAUAUACAGAUAGUUUUAACUCGUCCUGUAUAGAUGAUAAUUAUCCUACCUUUACGUUAAAUUAGAUGUUUCAAAUAUUCUAAAGUAUUAUUAAAUAUUAUUAUAUUAUUAAAUAUUAUGUAACUAUUCUGAAGGGCAUGAAAUAACAUUUGAUUUCAGUGAAACCCUUGAUAUUUGUUAAAAAAUACCUGAAACCUCAGAGUGUACGGUUUUCUUGAUUCACCGCUCCCAAUAUUAAAAAGUAUUUCCUUUAUACGAUCAAAUAAACUUUUAUUAUAAGAUAGGAUAAAAAAAACAUUUUAUAACUGUAUAUAUACAUAAAUGAAUAUGCAGAGCUGUUGAAAUGGCUAUAAUAUAUUUAUUGCUGGUAUUUUAUUUAUUAUAAAAAUGGGAUUCCUUCAUUGUUACCAUUUAUAACACGAGAAAAAUUUCAAUCGCUCUGUAUAUCUAUAAGUAGAUAUUAAGUUCGACCCUGAUAAAUUUGUACAAUGGAAUAACAUUUCUUUCAUGUUAGCUUAUAAUAUUCACUCUACUAUAUGUAUGGAAACUUUUUUGUGAAAUUAUUAAUCUUAACCCCCAGGUGAUUCGUAGAUAUUUAAACUAGGAUUACCUUUGGAAAUAACCUAUGCAUCUCAAGAUGUUAGUUUUCAUCACUAAAUUUGACAUCUCCCUGUAGAUUUCUAAGCUCGGUUUUAAUCCCAAAUAUUUUUUCUCCUUUCUCUAGAGAUCUAAUAUAUUUAGGCUAAACUAGUAUUCUAGUUUCCAACAAUGUAUUUUCGACUUUAAAAAUCCAGUUUAUAUUAAAAAUUCAGUAGAAAUUUGUGUUAAGAGCCCAGGUAAAUUUAUAAUUACAUGCAGUAAAUCAAAAAUUGUGACUAAAUUUGAUAGAUAAGUUAGUAAAACAUUUUUUUUUAUAAUUUGGCUGAAAAAAUUUGGUUCUCCACUACUGAUACAAAAUUUCAUGGAUCUAAUACUUUAUAUCAAACAUCUCUAAUUAGUGAAAUUAAUCAAUAUAGAGUAACAAAAUUUAUUAUGAAUGUAGAUUUGGUGAAAUAUAGAAUAAUAGAAAAAUGCAAUUGAUCAGAAACUAAAUAUCAGUCAUAUAAAAAACAUUUCCAAAAUUUGUGGUGGUAGAGAAAAUAUAGUUUUCUACAAACUAUAAUGGGUGCACUCCACUAAACACUCACGACAAUCACAUUCAUUGCCACGAUAUUUCCCGUUCCACUUAUUCCCGAGCGUUAUAAUCAUAACCUUAACCUAACCUAACCUAACACAAUGGCUUACAAGCUUUAAGAUAAAUAUUAACCAAUAGCAAAACAAGAAAAAUAAAACAAAAGUUUUAAAAUAUUUGGUAAUGUAUCAAAUAAUGAGAUAUUUCUCAUGGUUAUAAUCUGAGUUGAUUGAGUUUUGAACUUCGACGUACCUCGUGACAAGGAUCGUCGUGAACGUUAGUCAUGACGGUAUGAGUGACGCUGUCGCCGCAGCCACAUCGAUCGUAGCAAGGUUACUAGAAUAAUAGAAGGUUUGUGACAAUAACAAGAUGCGCAGUAGACACGUGACGUCACCGGUUCUUCACAGCUCAAUAAAUUCGUUAGUUAGAAAUAUAUUCGUUUGUAUAGCCAGAUCAGCAAGAGUUAACACACAUCCUAAUAACUCGAAUAUAAUGUUAGAAAGAUUCUAUUUGACAUAAAAAUAUAAACAAAACAUAAUGACGUAGCUGGUGUUCUAGCAGCUGAUCUUUUGUUUACAAAAACAUGCGCAUGUCACGAACCUUCUAUUAUUUUAGUUACCUGGGAUCGUAGUCACUAUGUGGAACACACAUAAGAGUAUUUCAGACGCCGUUAACGCUUAGUGGAACGCACCGUAUAGUCAUGGAUAUUCACUCGCUGUAAUUUGAUUUAAUAUAAUUGCUCUUUUGUAUAUAGCAUAAUUCUUCAGAAAAUUCCCGCCAUUGUACAAAUAAUUGAAAAAAAAACUUAUACAUUCUUGUAUUCCAUAAUUAACAUGGAAAAAAUCCGUUUUUCUAUUUACUUUUGUGGAAAACGAGACUGUUUCAUUUAAAAUACGAGAUUAUUUUGUAAUUUAUUUCAAGAAUUAUCAAAUAUUUGUAUUUGAUAAACAUUUAUAUGAUUAAAAUAAUUAAACAAUAAAAAUAGUAAUUAAAACACUAAAUUAUUUUAUUCCAAAAUAUGUAACAUUCACCAAAAAAUUUAAAUAUAUUCAAAAAAAGCAAAUAAUAAUCAAUAAUUAUGUAUUCAACUCAAUUUAUUACUAAUUUGUGAAUAGGGCUUAACAGAACAAGAAGUUGGAAAGCUUCAUUUCAAUUCUAGUAUCAUUAAUUCAUCAAUUAUAAUUUCCUUUAUAAAAAUAGAAACGCCGAAGGGUUUUUACUCAAAAUAAAUGAUCAAUUUUAGUUACUAUAGUGAGUAUCUUUCACAAUAUCAGAGUGAGCGGCUAUGGAAACUGGGGAAAACUCCCAAAAAACCCUGGAAAAUUGGAAUAGUGUCAAUGACGUGGUAGGGGUUAAAAAUUUCAGUACAACGAAUAUGAACAGACUUGAAGAAUGUGAAAAUCUGCAUAAAAAAGAUCUCCACAUAUUUUUUCGAAAAAUGCUUCCCUUACGAAAUAAUGAACUGUAAUUGGUGAUAUCAGAUCUAUGCAUUAACAACUCAAAAUACUUUAAUACUUGCCGUUACGCUGGACAAUAAUCUCUAUAACUCCCUUUUUUUGGGUGACAAGUCCCAAAGUAAACGAGAUUUUGAAAGAAAAUCUUUCAGUAAUGGAUAUAUAGAUACUGCUGGCAAGUGCCGUCAAAAACCUAUUUCUAAUCCAAAGCUGAAAUGAUUUUGUUUAAUAAAUAAAUAAUUUAACUUUACUAAUUUUUUAUAUCGUUUUACUGGUUUUACUGUUACAAGGUUGUCAAAAUUGAAAAAAUAAGUUAUAACAUUCAUUCCCACCUUGUCAUUGGCCAAAUUCAAUCACAUUUUUCUGAACAAGUUGUUUUUUGGAAAUUCUUCUGAUAAUACUACUAAGUACCUUAGUGACUACAGCUUCAUUUUUUUGAAAAAUGUGAAUAAUGAAUAAAGAUUAUGUACUUCGGGUGAUUACUUACCAUCAUUUAAUAAAUUAAUAAACUAACACAUCUUCAGUCGUUCUGGUUCGUACUACUAAUUUUUUUCUUUCCUUUCCACUUAUUCCAUUUCCAAAAUUUCAAUUCAUUUUAUCCUUUUUUCCACUUUUAAAUGUAUUUCAAUUGAUGUGGAACUAUAGCUGAUGGAAGAUUAUGUUGAAAUUUUUUGAAAUACUCUUAAGUGAUAGAUAAAUUAUCAAUUGUGUAUAACCGGCAAAUCUACUUUAUAACAAUUAUUAAAAGAAUCUGAUUUCAGUCUAGUCAAAUCACGAAUCCACACAGUUACCACCCAAUUAACUUGAGCAUGCGCUUCACAACCCGCAUAACAGGGAUCCAAUAAUGAAAAACAACACACCAGGGCCAUUUCUCUCCAAAAUGCACUAUUUUCCGUGUAAAUACCUUUUUUGUGUGGAUGUUCACGCUUGUUUCUAUACAUUGUAUCGAAAUGUUCAAUCCCUUCCACGUUAUUGACAAAAUACUUAUUUUUAUAGGUUUUCCCCAUUUUCCAUGGACCCUCGUGCGAAGAAAUAGUAUUCUUCAAAAACUACUUGUAUGCCAAAAAUCGUUACUAAUGGUUGUAAUGUCAGGUUUCAGUAAAAUUUUGGCUACAGCGCCUGGACUAUAAAACUUAUUCUCACAAAAUCCUACGAAUGUCUCUUAUCUAUUGCUACAGUAUUAAAUUAUAUUAACAGUAUGAAAAAUGGCUGUCUUAAACUGUUAUUCUGGUAAUUCUGAUUAAUAAUUCGGACUAUCACCUUUGAUUCAUCAACAUAACAGACACUAUAAUAAUUGUAACAGCAAAAGAAAUGAAUUUACUGAAUGUUCACUACUAUGUCAGGUACUUACAACCAACCACGACCACCACUUUUCCUAUUUACAAACGAGAAUGGAUACAUGUUAACAACGUCACAUUUGCAAUUAAAUCCUGGCAGAACAGGCACAGUGGACUCGGUCCUUGACAGAACAAUAUGCCAUUUUGCAACACUUACAAUGGCCGAGAAACAUGAGGCAAUUGUUUAUUUUCCCUCCCAGAUCAAGAUUAAAUAGGUUUCAUAUGAAAUUUUUAUAUUUUUGAACAGUAAGAGUAAUACAAAUAAUAAGUACACAUAAAUUAUUAAUAUCAAUUAUUCUUUUCACAUGAAAAUGAUCAAUAAUUAAAUAGACACUCAUGUUUAAUACUAUUCUUAUAUUUAUAAUGAAUGCAAUUGUUUUUCAAAGCAAAAUAUUUCAGAAUUGCUGAUUUUAUGAAUAUUUGAGUUUAUAAAAACAUUUCAUACUUUUGAAUUAUCUAAUGUGUUAGCUAAAUGUAGAAUAAUUUGUAUGAGGUAGUUAGAUAUUUCCAAAUCUUCCAAAAUUAACCUUAAAUGUAUCAUUAUGUAUACUAGAAUGAUAUAGUUUCUUCUUGUUUUAUAAAUCAAGACGAUUUAUAAAGAAAAACAUACAAAUAAAAUUAUUAUAUUGAUCAUUUUCUUUGUUGGAGACUUGUUAUUGAUAAAUUAUAAAUUACAAAAUUUUAUUAACAAAACAAUUUUUGGUGGGUGUUAGCAAAUAUUUUUGGAAAAAAAUGUAAAAUUUAUAAAAUUUUUGAACAAGUAUUGCCUAUUGUAACCUAGUUCUUUUUUGCAUAACUAUUGAAUUUUAAAAUAUACAUCAGAUUAACAAUAAAAAGUAUCAUACAUACACAUAAAGUUUUUUAUCUAAAAAAUGACUACUUAUUUAUGUCUAAUGAUUGUAAUUUAUAUCCAACUCAACUUGUGUAUAAAAAUAUAUUAAAUUUAUCGUAUAAUAAA
Molecule: messenger RNA, 11557 nt
Organism: Diorhabda carinulata
Lineage: Eukaryota; Metazoa; Arthropoda; Insecta; Coleoptera; Chrysomelidae
Gene: sli
Product: protein slit
Exons: 32
Coding region: 317-4684 (1455 amino acids)
Biological process (GO): axon guidance; negative chemotaxis
Molecular function (GO): calcium ion binding; heparin binding; Roundabout binding
Source: RefSeq, a predicted model, not a curated record